UCCGGGAAGGAAGACUGUGCAGCCAUGGCUGCGGCCGCCCGCGCCCGGGCCGCGCACUUGCUGAGGCAGCUGCAGCGAGCAGCAUGCCAGUGCCCAACUCAUUCUCAUACUUACUCCCAAGCUCCUGGAUUUCCACCUUCUGGGAAAACAACAGAUUAUGCCUUUGAGAUGGCCGUUUCAAAUAUUAGAUAUGGAGCGGGAGUUACAAAGGAAGUAGGAAUGGACCUACAAAACAUGGGUGCUAAAAAUGUUUGUUUGAUGACAGACAAGAACCUCUCCCAACUCCCUCCUGUACAAAUGGUUAUGGAUUCCUUAGUGAAGAAUGGCAUAAAUUUUAAGGUUUACAAUAAUGUGAGGGUGGAACCAACUGAUAGAAGUUUCAUGGAAGCUAUUGAGUUUGUCAAAAAGAGAGCUUUUGAUGCCUACGUUGCUGUUGGUGGUGGCUCCACCAUGGACACCUGUAAAGCUGCUAAUCUGUAUGCAUCCAGCCCUCACUCUGAUUUCCUAGAUUAUGUCAAUGCCCCCAUUGGGAAAGGAAAGCCUGUGUCUGUGCCUCUUAAGCCUCUGAUUGCAGUCCCAACUACCUCAGGAACUGGGAGUGAAACUACAGGAGUUGCCAUCUUUGACUAUGAACCCUUGAAAGUAAAAACUGGCAUUGCUUCGCGAGCCAUCAAACCAACACUGGGACUCAUCGAUCCUCUGCAUACCCUGCACAUGCCUGACCGGGUGGUUGCCAACAGUGGCUUCGAUGUGCUUUGCCAUGCCUUGGAAUCCUACACUGCCCUCCCCUACCACAUGCGGAGCCCUUGCCCUUCAAAUCCUAUCACUCGGCCAGCAUAUCAGGGCAGCAACCCGAUCAGCGAUAUUUGGGCAGUCCACGCACUACGGAUCGUCGCUAAGUAUCUAAAGAGGGCUGUCAGAAAUCCUGAUGAUCUUGAAGCAAGGUCUAAUAUGCACUUGGCAAGUGCUUUUGCUGGCAUUGGCUUUGGAAAUGCUGGCGUUCAUCUGUGCCAUGGAAUGUCUUACCCAAUUUCAGGCUUAGUGAAGACAUAUAAAGCAAAGGAUUAUAAUGUGGAUCACCCACUGGUGCCUCAUGGCCUUUCUGUGGUACUCACCUCCCCAGCGGUGUUCACCUUCACAGCACAGAUGUGUCCUGAACGGCACCUGGAAACAGCAGAAAUAUUGGGAGCUGACACCCGCACUGCCAGGAUCCCAGAAGCUGGGCCUAUUUUGGCAGACACACUCCGGAAAUUCUUAUUCGAUCUGGAUGUUGAUGAUGGCCUAGCUGCCAUUGGUUACUCCAAGGCUGAUAUCCCAGCAUUAGUGAAGGGAACUCUGCCCCAGGAAAGGGUGACCAAGCUUGCACCACGCCCUCAGUCAGAAGAGGAUCUAUCUGCUCUGUUUGAAGCUUCAAUGAAACUGUAUUAAUUUUCAUUCUCACUGAAAGAAUUCCACUGGCCAUCAUAGUCCUGACAACAAAAGCCGAGCUAGCCAGAACUUAGUCUUUUCAUUCACAUAUAACUUACAUGUUACCAGUUUGGAUGUGAUAUAAAUUUAUCCUGCAGAAGAUUCCCUGAUGUUCAAAGUCAAGCUACUUCUAUACAACUGGGAAAAUGCCCACUAUGUUAGACCUUGGGCUAGACUUUAGGGAUCCGUGUUCCUGCACCAAACCCCACAGAUUGCCACUGCUCUAUUUAUCAAAUGGGCAAAAAUUCAGUAUCUAUCAAAAACAUAAACGCACAUAUCCUAUGCCCAGUAACCCUAGUCUAGAAAUUUAUCCUAUAGAAAUACUAGCACAAGUGUGUCAAGAAAUAUGGCAAGGAUGUUUCUAGUAACACUUUUUCUAAUUUAAAAAAAAAAUUGGGGGAUCCCUGGGUGGUUCAGCGGUUUUGUGCCUGCCUUUGGCCCAGGGCAUGGUCCUGGAGUCUAGGGAUCAAGUCCUGUGCUGGGCUCCCUGCAUGGGGCCUGCUUCUCCCUCUGCCUGUGUCUCUUUCUCUCUCUGUGUGUGUCUCUAUGAACAAAUAAAUAAAAUCUAAUAAAUAAAUAAAUAAAUAAAUAAAUAAAUAAAUAAAUCUAUUGGAAAUAUACCCAUGAUAUACUGCUAACUUGGAAAAAAGCAGAACAAUUGUAUAUUUGCAUGGUCUGAUUUUUACUUUUUAAAUUAUAAAUUUAUGUCUAUUUAUUGAGAGAAAAGAAGGAUACAUAACAAUAUUAAAAGUUAUCACUGGAGAAAUGGAAUUUGGGGCAUUGAGAAUCAAGAGAAAAUAAUCACUUUAUAUUUUAUACCUCCCUUUUUAUUUUAUAAACAUCCGUAUUGUUUGGAUGUGUUACAACAAGCACAUUCUUUCUAAUUUUAAGAGGGCCACUAAAAUAAAAUGAAAGGGCCAGAGAACAGAGAAAAAUAUAAUUUUGUUUAUUUUAGGUCAAAUUCAUCUUAAUUUAUAAAAAUACUAGUAACUAAUAUUUAAAGAUUAAAACAGAUCCAAAGAGGUAAAAUAUUAGAGACUGAUCCUCAUGUAAAUAAAUUAUUCUUUUGAGAAAAACACUAACAUCUACAUGAUAAUUCCCUCCUUGGAAAAAUGUAUUUUGUGGUCAGAAUAAAUGAAUUCAAAAGCAAGCGGUGUUGUAGUUGAUAGACUUGCAGCCUUGCAAGUAGAAUCUAAGUAGCAUGAUCAUUUGCAUCUGUUAUUCCCAAGCUGCAGAAACUUCUACCACUCAUUUCUCCUCAUAAAGGUUACCACACUAAGGUUUUUUGCCUGCUUAAGCUUUGGCAGUCUGGAUCUCAGUGUACUUGUGGAUUUAUCCAUGUUUUAAACCGAAUUAAAAUUUUAAUCAAAUAAGUAAUGUAUAUAUAAUUACAUCAGGGUUUUAAAAACGGAAGAGAAGUACAUUACUUGCCUUCAACCUGCCCAGGCCUACUUUAUCUGCAUAAAGGUCUUUAUACUUCCUUGAGAUCUUUUAAAUAACAUUGAAGUAAUGUUUAUAGAGGUUUCUCUAUCAACAUAAAAUAUGCUCAGUACCAAAACCUGGUAAUACAAAGAUAAACACAAAAGAAAAUCAUCAUAUUGUACCAUCCAGAAGAUAGGCAGUAUUAAAAAUUUGGUUUAUGUUUUUUAUUAUAUAUAUUAUAUGCAUAUUUUUGACUUAGAAAUGAUAUCAUUAAGAUAUAGUUUUAAUUCCUAUAGAAUAUUCAAAUUAUUUAUAUCAAGUGCCCAAAAGGCAAGCAUAGGACAGUACCAAUAGAAUUUCAGUUAUGUAAAAUAAAUAAAUUAAUUAAUUUUUAAAAAAUUUUAAAAAAGAAUUUCAGUUAUAACUUGCAGACCAUAAAUAGUUAAAAUUCCCUCCAGCGUUUCAAAAUAUCCUGGAUCUUGAAAGCAGAAGCUGUGGGAUUGAGGCAGAGUACAGCUAACUCUCUGCCAAUCUGAGAUCCUGCAGGAAACUUUAGUAAAAGUUGUUAAUGUCUUAAAAUACAUUUGGCACAGCAAAAACAUAUGUUCUCCCCAUCAACACACCUUCCCAAAAAAGCCCAGGUAAGUUCUAGAAGGUUUAUAUUCAACAAGGUGAUGUAGCAUCAUUAGAACAGCGUUAGAGGUCAAAGGCCAUGGGUUCCACUCUAGUCCCUUGGUCAGUCUUGAGUUUUACUCUAUUUGACUGAGGCCUCUUCCAUUUUGAUAAUGUUAUGACUCGAUUUUAUGUAUUACUUAGUCCUUAAUGUGUGAUUUGAGCUUGGGAAAUUCGAUGUAAAAUAAUUUGAGACAUAAAAAUGUAUUCUCUCUCUGAAAUGUUCGAUGCCUUUACUACCAGUAGGCAGAUGUCUGUGACUCACCAGGAGGAGUGUUUGGUAGUCAUACUGAUGAUGACUCUGUAAAGGAAGGAUUUAAAGGUCAAGCAUGAAGAAACAGAUUUAGGAAGGCUUCGUGUUUUUUAUCUUAAUACCCAUCAUGUUGGUCCCUAUAACUUGAGAAUAUGGAAAAGAUGUGUUUCUUACCAGCUAUUAAAAGUGUUAGAUAAGAAAUACCGCCCAUUUCUGUAACAACAGUGUAAACACUGUUUCUGAGAUAACAAGUGCAUUUUUCUAAGUCAAAUUCUGUUUUUUAUUGAUUACCUUUAAAAGACC
Nyctereutes procyonoides (raccoon dog) is the source of this 4117-nucleotide messenger RNA. It is a transcript of the gene ADHFE1, whose product is annotated as alcohol dehydrogenase iron containing 1. The transcript is spliced from 14 exons. Lineage: Eukaryota; Metazoa; Chordata; Mammalia; Carnivora; Canidae. Gene Ontology annotation, cellular component: mitochondrion. Bases 25 to 1428 code for a protein of 467 amino acids. Gene Ontology annotation, molecular function: metal ion binding; alcohol dehydrogenase (NAD+) activity. The record is from RefSeq and is a predicted model, not a curated record.